CUGUAGAGAAAACAUACACUGUAUUGACAAGGAAGUACAUGAUUGGAUCAAUUGCAUAACAGAAUGUUUAGAGGAGUUGAUGUAUAUCAUUGGCAUAGACUUGCCGAGGAAGUGGCAUUGGAAAAUCAGAAAAGAAAACACCAGCAUGGGGGAGGUGUAUGUACGGUAUUUCUUCUCGAUACAUAAGCCAGCAUGACAGGAGAGGGAUUCCAUCAGUUGAAGUGGGCUUUCCUUGAUAUUUUAAACGAAUUUAUUCUUCAUCCACACCUCGACGAAAAUGUCGCUGUCAUUAUGUUUGGUGAAGAAAUCAAAUUCUUACAUUAUUAUUCCAACAACUACGGAUCCGUCAGAGAUUGUCUUGAUAAGGUAGAAUGCAGAGGAAGCUCGCCUAUGGAAGCAGGCAUAAUUCUUUCUUUAUCCUGUAUACGCUACGGUGGAGGUCACAAUGCAAUUUUUAAUCCUUAUAUAAGCGUGAGAGCAAGAUUGGUUAUAAUUUCUGAUGGUAGGCCAACAACAUCUACUGAAGUGGGAGGGCCAGAACUGGACAAUUCGAGCGAAGAAUCAAUAUUUGACGGUACUUUUACAAGAAUACAAGCUUUGAUGAAAGAGAUUGGAAAGACAACGCCGAUCAUGUGCAUUCCUGUAGGGUCCGAUCCAAAUGUCGAUUUCUUAAAAACAUUGGUGGAUUCAUCGACAGCAGGAAGACUGAUUUUCCCAACCGAUGCUAAGCAAUGUGGAAGGUUUGCUUUGAACAUGAGAAUUGUGUCUCGCAUCUCAAAGGAAAGAAUGGCAACUGGAAUAACACAGGAACAGAUUCAAACUAUUGCCAAAAUGUCACCGUUACAUGAUAAUGUCUCUAGCAAAGAUUUGGAGGACAUAAAUGAUAUAAUAAAUAAAAUUGAUGCAUUCAAACCAAUAACUGCAGAAGAUGUGGAGGAAGAUUUUUUCAGAGAGCGAUAUGAAAGUCUCCCUUGCAUUGGUACAAGAGUAAAACGUGGACCUCAUUGGACCUAUAAAAACCAAGACAGUCAUGGUCCUGGAACAGUGAUCGGACACUGCGAAAAAGCUGGAUGGGUAAACGUAGAAUUGGAUAGUGGUGUUACAUUGAGUUAUCAGUAUGGUUUUGAUGGUUUAAUUGAAAAAUAUGAUAUUACUCCAUGUAAAGAACCAAGGAUUCUAGAGAAUGAACUGAUCGCCGUUGGAUGCCUAGUUACCAGAGGUCCUGAUUGGAAAUGGGGAGACCAAGAUGGCGGAGAGGGGAAUGUUGGAACAGUGUACAGAAUAAAAAAAGAUGCCGUUGUUCUUGUGAAGUGGCAGAACGGAAAUCGUAGUAACUAUAGAUACGGGUAUGACAACAGAUAUGACGUUACUUUGUGUGAUCCAUUUGACCCUCUUGUGCUUCAGUCAUUGAAAUGUCAACACAGAUCAUACUACUCUGGAAAUCCCGAAAAGGAAGGACAUAAAUUUUGAAAGAACUUCUGUACGAUGGACAGAAAUUUAUUUUCAAAACUAGUAAAACUAGUAUAACGACCGUAUGGACUGCACUUUUUAAAUAUUGAAUGUUAUAAAAGAAACCAUA
This is a messenger RNA of Saccostrea cuccullata (small rock oyster), 1579 nucleotides long. RefSeq lists its product as uncharacterized. Gene Ontology annotation, biological process: protein ubiquitination. Gene Ontology annotation, molecular function: ubiquitin-protein transferase activity; metal ion binding. The transcript has 14 exons. Lineage: Eukaryota; Metazoa; Mollusca; Bivalvia; Ostreida; Ostreidae. The record is from RefSeq and is a predicted model, not a curated record. The coding region runs from base 193 to 1470 and encodes 425 amino acids. Gene Ontology annotation, cellular component: cytoplasm.